Toxoplasma gondii ME49 is the source of this 13237-nucleotide messenger RNA. RefSeq names its product EF hand domain-containing protein. Gene Ontology annotation, molecular function: calcium ion binding. The coding region runs from base 1346 to 12448 and encodes 3700 amino acids. The transcript is spliced from 39 exons. The record is from RefSeq and is a predicted model, not a curated record. Lineage: Eukaryota; Apicomplexa; Conoidasida; Eucoccidiorida; Sarcocystidae.
GGCGAGAGGAGGAAACAGACGAACACAGCCAUAUGAUCAUCCACCACACUCUCCUCAUCCUCCCCCCCAGCGAGUGAGGAGAAAACAAGGCACAAGCGGCCGCAAGACAAAAUAAUGGUUCUCGAGGUUCCGAAGAAACCCGUUGUGCCCCGGCUUUUCCCUCUCGACAACUGUUUUCUUGUUUCCUCGUCUCCCGACCGCGAUUGCUAAUCUCGUGUCUCACUCUACUACCUCUACCCCCUUUCUCUCGGCAGCAGGAAAGCCUUCUCCGCGAAACUGCCAGCUUCGGCGGCCACGACUCGCGAGCGCCAGCGUAGACAGCACCCAUCUCAUACUUUUUUAUCGGAGUAAACCACAGAGUUGCAAUUCUCCAGCAUUUCCUUUUUCCCUCUCUGAAGGAUCAAACUUAAACACUAAGCUGUCAAGCCUCUAUCGAGCUCGGCGCGCCGCGAGACUGUUCUGCUGUCUUGUCUUGCCGCGUUAGCCUCCACUUGGACGUGUUGGUAUUUUCAAACGGCUUUUUCUCCGACUUCAGUGGAGAAAAAACUUUCGUCUUUUGAAAUCGAAGAGCGCCUCGAAGGGAAACCACCUCCGGAUCUACACGGUAUGCCAGACCAGGUUUCGGCUUGAGGCUUUCCACACCGACUGAAGAAGCCAGAUUCUGUUUUUCACGACCUGCUCCUAAUGGAAACCAGAGGGAAGCAGAGCGUACUACGUUUCCAUCCCUUUUGUUUUUUCGCGCCAGUGGCGCGGGCACUCCCAAUAUUAUCUGACCUGUUAUCCCCAGUCAGAGAUCCAUUCUUGUCAAGUUCCUCGUUUCCAUUGAGCUCUCGGAGCUGCGAGCUGCCUCGGAUUCAGGACGGAUUCAGAACAGAUCUUUUCUUGGACGGCGCUCCACGCCUAUGACGAAACCGUCGACUCCGCAAGCGAUCCUCACUUAUGAUCGGUCUCCCUUGUUAUUUCUUCUUUCCCUGUGGACGGCACACCGGUUCGUCGUCCUCCACGCUUUGUUUUUUCUGCCCGCCGUUUUCCCCGUGACUUUUGUUUUUUCAUUUUUCUUAAACGUGCUGUCUCUCCUUGAAUUUCCACUCUGCGGUCUACGCAGCAGUCGCGUCGCGCCCGUAUCAAUUGGCUUGUUCUUCUAUCAAACACUUGGACGCCCACUGCGUCUCCCAAAGCGGUACCGUCUACCUCUGUGAUCCGCUCUGCGCGUCUGCGCGACCCAUCUCCUCCUUUCCACUUUCCUUUCCGUCUAUUAUGCGACGUUUCGUCCAGAAACUGUGACCUCUUCCUUGCAGUUUCCUCCGUUGCCUGCGCGUCCCCCUUUCCUCGCCUCUCGCCCUCGAUGGACACGCGUCUGAAGCCGGUUCGUGCACGCGAGAAGCGUCGCUCUUUCUUCUACGACCAACUGCCGCCUCCCAGCUCGGGGCCUUCUUUUCAGACUGGGGAAGACGCGAGUUCGACUCCGGCGAGCCGCGCCAGCACCCCGUCCGCGGCUGCGGCUGCAGCGGCGGCGGCAGAGGCGGCGGUGCACGCGUCGGAGGCCAGUUCCUCCUCACCUCGAGGUCGCGGUAGUUCGUGUUUGUCGACAUCUUCAGCGCUCGAUGGGUCCUCGACGCUCGGGUCGACGAAGCUCCUUUCCUUCUCACCGGGCAGCAGCGGCUCGGCUGCGAACUCCGCGUACAGUGGUGCCGCUGGAGUCUCUUUGCACCCUUCUCGGGGAUCUGUGGGCUACGACUUAGGUUCUCGAGGAGCGAUUGCGAGCUCCGCAAGUGCGGCGCAGGCGGCGGCUGCGGCCGUCGCCUCGCUGCAGCAAGAGGGCGGGACAGGGCGAGAAAGAGACAGUUUUCGGCCUUCUUUGAGACGCGUGCAGUCGCACUCCAGGCUGUCGAUAGGCGCCGGCGAAGCGGCCUUGUCAGGUGACCGGCAGUGGGUGGGAGAGAGUGGGCGACGUCUCGCGAGAGCUGCCCUCGCUGCGACGGCGGCGGCUUCGCUCGGGUCCCUGAGGCGCAGCAAGGAAUCGACGCUGCCAGGGAAGAGGGGGGGAAGCGCAGGCUCUCUGCUGCCCGUGAAGGAAGAAGACGAGGAAGACGAGAGAGGUCGGAGAUGCUCGGAGGUCGAAUCUGACAACAUGAAAGGCAGCGAUGAUGGCCACGACCCCGAAGAUGGCGCUCAAUUCGAAAACCAAGGUCAACUCGGGACCGACUUCAUGCGGAAUGUGCCCAUGGUGGUGGGAAUUCCGGUCUACGGGGUGGGGACGGGUGUGACGCUUGGAAGUUUCCUGGGGCUACUUCUCGUCGGUCUCUUCAUGACAUACCUGUUCACGUCGUGGUACGCGGCCAACAUUCUCUCGGUGGAUUUGCCGCUUCCGGCUUCGGGCCUCGACGCCACGUUGCACCUGCGGAACUGCGCCGUCCAGUUCCACCCGCUGCCCGAGGAAGAGAAGGCUGCCGGGCGCGGGAGUUUCGUUCGGAUGUCCGCAUGGCUCGGAUUUCAAGAGGUUCCUCGACAUGCACGGUCACGGGAGCAGACUCUGGAUGAUCGCACCAAACCGUGGAAGUGGAGGAGCAGCCACGACUUGAUGCUUCUCCUGCGUUUCUCGAGCUACGACCCUUGGUUCCGCUGUACUGUUCGCUUCUACCUCGCUGACGACUUUGUCUUCAAGUCUCUCGACAUCUUGUUCUUUCCUGCUGACAACUACAUCAACCUCGACGCGAACAUCCCCCUGGUCGUGAAGGACCGGCUGUCCGUGGACGCGUUCCACGCCUUCAUUCGCUUCAGCUCAAUCGAGGCGAAGGCAAUCUCCCUCUCCGUAAUUGACGGUCACCUCGACUUUCUCCUCGAUGGACCCGCCUCGCACUACAGCAACCAGCCGAUUCUGGUCAACAGCCGCACGGCGAGCGUCAGUCUCCAGAGUCGGUCCCCGCUUUCAGUCUCGUUGGACGCCGACGCCGCUGCGCGCAGUUUACUGCGGGCGUCGGGGCACAUUUCUGUCUCGACGCCUCCAGGUCUGAUGCGGCCUUCCGGAACCUCGCACUCUGGAAGACGUGUAAAUUCCGACGACGCGAGUGAUCGCAGCCACGGGAAAGGCGACGACUCCUCGUUCUCGUCUGAAGCGUCGCCAACUGUGCGGGCUCUGCUUCACCCGUCAGACGCCUCGACAGUCUUCGGCGGCAUCAUGGCGAUCCCCAUCGCCCUGGACUGCGAGCAGUGCGCCUUCUACGCGACGGCGCGGACGCUGCAAGAGUCUCCGGAGGAAACUUCGAUGGAGACCUGGGUGGGUCAAGUCCACUCGGCUCAACCCCACCUCAUCCCGUACGCCGAGGAGAAAGUCUCUGCGGCCCUCAAGUGGGUGGAGAGCGACCCGUCGGCCCCGUGGGUGAUCAAUGUCGAGGCCGCCGGCUUGCCGGAAGCUGCAGGCGUCUGGCGGAUCCUAUCGAGCAACGCGUAUCUGAGCAAUGUCUACUGGUUUGUCAUGCUUUCGGGGGGCAUGCUGAGGCCCCGCACUCUCCACUUGCCCCUCCAGAUCAUGGGACUCUUCUGCAGGAGCGUCAUCGACGUGGACGAAGACGACCGAGUUGCGGACGUCAUCACCUCGGCCGAGGACUUCCUCGCAGAAAGCGUGUCACACUACUUCACAAGAAAGAGACAAACCGGCAGGACAGGCAGAGGCCUCAAAUGGGGGCUAGGCUGGAAAAAUCCAAGCAGCGAAGAGGACUUGACUCCGGCAAAGGCCGCCACCGACCUCAUUCGCGCAGCUUUUACGGGGAACGCAGAUGACUCGAGUCGCCAACAAAACCCCACAAGGAGACUCCUCGCAGUGCCUGAAGAACACGAUGGCGAGGUGAAUGCUGAAGAUGGAGAUCGAGGAGAAAAGGCGAUGAAACACACUAAGAAGGAAGCGACCAUGACAGACACGGCGGGUGCCGGUGAAGUUCCCUCCACGGGUCUGGCUUCGACAAGCCGCGACAAGUACCGCUACCAGUUGCUCCAGAGUCGACAGAAGCUGUACGAGCAAUACUACGCAGCGAAGAAGAAGAAUGAAGAGAGACUCUGGAAGGCCGCAGUGGGGGCCUCAGAUCCCUUUGCCCCGCCGACCAAGCCUCCCUUCUCUUCAAAGGAGGACUUUGACGAGGAGCAGACUGGUGACGCUCACGCGACGGGACUGCCGAGACAACCGGGUGUGGAGGAGAACGGGGGGAAGGCGGAACAAGGCUCGCAGAGCGGAUCCGCCUCUUAUCAAUCUCUUUACAGACCCACCGCACUCCCGACCGUCGCCUCCUCAAGUCUUCUGGACUUAGACGAUGCUCAGCGUGCGUUUUUCCAGGACGCGUCGCCAGCGCCGGUGCGCAUGCUGCUGGCGAAGGACUCUGCGUACCCCGGAGCGUCCGUGGGCCCCACCAAGCCUCUGACGAUGUGCAUCAACGAAGUGAUCGAAGACACUUUCCUUGUCCUCUGGAAUGCCUUGCAUGACACUCGCUCACCCUCCACGCUCUACGUGUGGUCGGCGGACUAUACGGGACCUGAAUACCUUUACUCCGUUCUCAGCGACGCUCUCGUCAAGACUCGCGUUGGAGUGCGGGACACAUGGUACUUUCUGGUCGCCAUUAUCAUCAACCUCGUGGCGACCCUCGUCCUGGCGGUUUUGGUGGUUUAUGCUGUCUACGUACACUUUUUGCCGCGACUGAAGAAGCAAGACCGAGAGACUGUUGUUUUACGAGACGCCAGUCACCGUCUCGACCACGAAAUCUCAGGGAGCGCUUCUUCGGCGGAAUCUGACUCGAGUUGGAACCUGAUGGUUUCACGCGUGUACUACCCUUGCCACGGUCUCUUGCUCCGUUGGUCUGCUCCUGAGGGCCUGAGUCCGUUUGUGCGUUUGGGAGUCCACAUCCGUCCGGCUGAGGUGGCCUGGGCAGAGGCUUCGAACGACACUGCGACUCUGCUGAAGUGCGCGAAGAAGGAGCUUUACGUGUACCUUGAUGCGUCGAGUGUCCAGACAGUCCACCAGCUGGGACUGAACCAGAAGGAGUUGUUCUUGCCUAUCCAGCACCCGGGCAUGGUUGAGCUGGACACGGCACAGAGCUACAAACUGGAUCCGGCAGUCAAGUAUCGCGUUCGGCUGGUUCGCUUCACCAACCAUGGCCGGGCUCUCGACCAGUCUCGCUGGUCGCCGGAGAUCAUCUUGGGCGGCGCCAUGACUUUCACAGACUAUCCGAUCCUCGUCCUCAAACGCCUGCUGCCUUCGUCUGUCUCCUCGCUAGAUAUCUUUCUCCGGAAAUUCACCUAUGUCGCUAGCCACUUCUCCAUCCCGGUCACCCUCACAAACAUCAAGCUCCAGCUCUUCGACAUGCCGCCAGAAGCCAGAGCCAAGCGCCUCGGACGGCUCGCUUCGGGAGCGCUUCGUCGAAUCCAGAGAUCGGCGUUUAUUGCAGACGCCUCCCACACGGUGCAGCGCUGGGGAUCCGAUGUCGAGAACGCAGUCGAAACAUUGUCUUGCGACUACAUUGCCAGUGCCCACUUCGGGUACAAGGCCCAAGUGGCGAAAGAUAUUCGAUCAAAGACGGGCCGACAUGUCUACUCGGAAGUGCGCUUUCAGGGCCACCCGGCUGUGGUGGCGGGGGAUCUCCUCGACUCCGGCGACCAGAGGCCGUAUCUGGAGCUCGGCGCCAAGAACCAGCAUCUCCGGCUUUUGAAGGACCGAAUUGCCCACAACACGAUCAGCUUCGAAGUCGUUGCGGGGACCACGGGCCAGGUGCUGGCUUACGGGACCAUCCGCUUCGAGGACUUGUACCAGAUUGUUCGCGAGACUGUACAGAAUCAACGCGUUCAGGAGGAACGCAGAGAUGAAGGCGAGGGGCAAGAGGACAAGAGAGAAGGCAAGACACCUGGACGCUUCCGCAUCGGGCUUGAAUACGUCGACGGUGGAGGCCCAUGGGGACGACUCGAAUGCACGCUCGACAUCGAAAAUAUUCGCAGCUAUAUACGACACUUUGACAAGGAUGACACUACAGACCAGGCCUUCCAGCGACGUCGCGCGCGUUUGCGGACGACGAUUCAAUCCAUUAAGUCCUGUCGAGUUGCAGAUGAAGGGGAGAACGAGACUAGAUUGUCGAUGAGCGGAGGCUCAGGCGACUCGUCCAGUUCGCAGGACCGUCGGCGGCGUCUCUCGCGAGUGGAGGGAACCUCGGAGGAGAUUUUGGCAAAACUCGGAUGCUUGACUGGAGAGGGAGAAAACCGCGACGGAGAACUGUCACGGCCUGGGCUAGCCACUGGCAUCGAGCUCGCGAGUUCCACACCACGCGACGGGAAGCGCAACAGGCGUCUUUCGCGUCUAGGAGUCUCCAUCGACACAGAGGGCCUGCAAGUCCCGCUGCUUUCAGCGGCAGAGAGCCCGGCACAGGCGCCGACUUCGACUUCCUCUCGUCUGGGGUCGCACCUGACUCGAAGUCGGAUGUCUCUGUUCGCGGGGGCCGGUUCCGGGAAGGAGAGCCUGCCCUACUUUGUCAGCGAUUCUCCAGGGCGCCCUUUGCUGCAAGGUUCGGAUUUGUUUGUCCAGUGGCUGUGGCCCGACGCAGGCGGACACCCCGACCAUGUCUUUCUCGGCCUCUUUCGCCACGAAGACAACCGGUACAUCUCCGCGCUACACUGGGGCAGGCCGGUGCCGAACACUGGAAGCUACGCGUGGAGUGUGGACACGAUGUUCGAGCGAGGACAACAGUGUCAGCUGGUGUACAUCGCCAUGUUCACCAGUCCCUUGCAGCCUCCCUACGAUGCGGCAAGCGCUGUUUGUGAAUCGAAUGCCUUCUACAUUGUGCGCCCGACACCUCUCGCGGAACUGGAGCUCAUCUACGCUUCGUUCUGUCGAACUCACGGCCUCGAAAUGGAGCAUAUGUCUGAGGCCGCCCUGCACCGCUACGGCUUCGACGUCCGCGAGCACAUGCUAAAGAUCUGCCAAGACCUGCGAGCGCCUCUCUGCACAGAGCCGCAGAGUGCCGAAGCUGUUCACUGCCCAGGGCAGUGUUUGAUUAGCACGCAGUCGAAACUCGUGAUGCUCGACAGGGCCAACGACGACUUCCACGGGGGCUCGGCGGCCCAGGAAGAGAAGCAGGUUGUCGUCUACAAGUCGAUCACGCGCAAAGUGCACCUAAUUGAGAACCUGGGAGUACUCCAGAGCAUCGACUGGUGGACGCGGAGCCCCGACAUUCUGUUGCUGAACAACGACCUGUUUUACUCGAGUCGCGUCCUCGACCACUGCCGACGCCUCGGAUCCUUCCUCAGCUCCUACGCGCAUUUUUUCACGAGCAAAUGUCCGCAGACUUCCACCGCUUGGGGUCUCAGAGGUCCGGAGGGAGAAGCGAACUGGUCACUCGCCAGACGGUUCGAGUUCCGCGUUCUACCUAGUCUCAUCAACGUCUGGCUUAUCUGCAUCCAGUGCAUCAUUUUUUUCGCCUUCCCCAUCUUCGUCCUCGCUUUCACUGCCGUGCACAACUACAGCAUGACCGAAGCUACGCGAUGCCUCCAAAAGCAGAAGAACGAGCACUACUUGAGCGACGUGAUGUUUGAGGGCGCCAGUAUCGCUUCCCUCAUGCGUUUGCCUCCUGGAAACCGAUUCGUCAUUCUUUUUAGCCUCCUCUACAUGUUUGUUAUGACCGUCGCAAUAUUCUUCAACGUCUUCUUGCGUCAGCUCUUCCCUCGAGCGCUUCGCUGGCUGGACGUAACAGGACGCGCACUGGUCACGUUCUCCAUCUUCAUGACUGCUUGGGCUCUCUCGGCCUUCGUCUUUUGGUUUUUGUUGGGAGCUCUCGUCAACUCUGACAGCUUUCUGCCCUACGCCGCCAUGGUCGGAUCUGUCGUCUUCGUCGUCGGCUAUCUAUGGAUGAAUUUCCUCAGCUCGAGGGAAGGAGUGACCAAAUUCAUCGAAGACAAUCUCCAACUCCUUCUGUCCCUCGCGCUCGAUCACUGGUUCGCCAACAUGAAUCUGACCUACAGUGGAAAAGAAGAAGUCGCAGAUGAUGAGGUUCUUGUCACCUACAGAGAUCGGAUUCGAGAUGAACUUAGGGAUGGUCGCAUGCGUCUCCAGCGCGAAUAUCAGCUUGGUCACUUUGCUCAGGCAGACGACAGUGCUGACGGUUGUGAAACGCGCCUUCACGCUGAUCAUGCUCGAAUCAAACAACAGAAGGAAAAGCUCGCGAUCCCCGUUUUCGACAAACUCACCGCGGCGAACGACCAAAACUUUUUCUUCGAUGAUCACGGACAGCCCCAAGGCCUUGAGAAUAUCCCAAACUUGCCCGAAGGAGCGCGCUUCGCGACCGUCAGUGAGGUGGAGAGGCACCCGGAGAAGAUUGACGACAUGCUUGCUGGCUGGGAGUCGGCUAUUCUCAAAGACGGCGUCAAAUAUGGUCCCCGAUUCGGGUACAAAAUCGAGCGCGCUCCUCAACCUGGACAGAGUUACUCGUACGCCAUCGUCGCGGUGCCUCGCUACCCACCUGCGGAGGAGUUAGACGACGUUCUGAAGACUCAGUUGGUGUUUGACUAUUUCAACAAAGAAGGGAAGGAUUACCUUUCCAAGUCCGAGUUCAUCGCUUUCUUAAAUAAAUUGCGCGACAGCCAAGCAGACGAGCGAAACUGGCCGGAACUCCUGGAGUAUUUCAACGACAUUGCCAACACGAACAUCGACCCGAAUCGCGGCAUUACAGUUCCGGAUCUCUUAAAGAUUUACAGCCUGCAAUCAGGAGAGCUCGACAGGGACUACGAGAAACUCUACCCCACCGUUCGACAGGAAGACUUUGACGAGGACUUAGAGGACCUCGAACACCUCACAGAUGACGACGAAAUAGAUGCGCAAAGUGAAGAGGAAGUCUCCGACUACGAAGAAACGACGGAGGACGAGGAAGAGGAUGAUGACGCGGGCAGCAAAACGGGACUUCUCCAGAAAGGAGACGGAGUGGCGGGUGUCAAGGGCCUGAGUCAGGAAGAAGAGAGAAUCGAGAUAGAACUGAAGACGAAUUUGAAUGCGCGGAAGCUCCAGUACAUUUUCAACUACUCCACUCAGGAGAACAGAGGACCAGUGGUCGACGAACUCAUCUCCUCCGUAUCUUUUCUCGCCUCCAAGAUUUUGGAGACACACGUUCUCCUGCUGUCUCCAGUGUUCGGCAAAGAAGCAAUUCUGGGUGUCUCCGGCGGCUCCUCGCAGAGACUUAGUCGCAUAGGCACAUCCGCGGCGAGCGGUGUCGCCGACGACGACCGUGUCUCCGCCGCGACCAGAAAAGACGAGAGAUUCGUGACGAUGAUGAAGGUCAUUCAACUCGAGUUCAUCCAAGAACUGUCUCGACAGUUUCGCCUGGUCCACACCGCGAUGUUUGACAACCAGAACGUGAGAGCAGGUGUGCAGGACUUUUACGACAACGUGAUUCCGCAGCAAGUCUCGACUAAGGCCUCGCGGCUGCUGAAUCAAAGUCUGGAGCUCUCGAGAGCCGACGUGUAUCCGACGAAUGCCGAAUAUUUGGCGACUUCACCUCCGAAGACCGCUAGUCAGCUUCUGCGCGCCAUCCAGAAGUACCGCAUCGAAAACGACCAGGAACUCAAACAAGUGCUCACGUGCAUCUGGAAAACUCAGGGUGCCCUGCAAAUCAAACUCCAGGUUCACCUCGUCUGCAAAGCUCUCCUCGACCUUGAACUCCUCACCGAAGAUGAUUUCGUUUCAACCACCUCCGACGUCCCCAUUGACGGCGGACAAACACGAGAGUUUCGAACCCUCUGCCCAAGAGAGCCCGCAUGUCUCAAACUGAUCACCGAGGCGAUAGACAAACAACUUGGCGGUCGUCUCCGUCGGAUGACUUCGACGACGCACCUCGUUCAGGUUCUCCGACACAUUAUCGAAAGAAAUGUCUGGCUUGACUGUUUCAUUUUCCUCGUUCAGCUGAUGGGAAAUGACAUCUACAUCGACGAGCUUCCAGGAGGAGCAGUCGGAGUCGAUGGCUACGCCGGACGCUUCAAGGACCAGCCAGACGUCCCUGACGCCUAUGAUCAGCUUGAGAGCCCAGAUCAGCAGCGCUACCAUCGCAAUUUGUUGAAGAUUCGCGCAGUGUUUGACCAGCUGAGCAACUUUGCUGGUUUCCUUCCGCUGGACCUCGUCGACGAGGCCAUUCAGUUGCUUACAGACAAUCGCCUGAACUUCUCUGGAGUCGUCGCUUGUCUCCAACAUCUCAAGAUCGGCAGCGUUUAUAUCGAAGAUAGCGGCGACUUGGUCAAUACCUUCGACCACCUCGGCGUCCGCCGGGACUCUCCAGUGUGCGACAUCGAAGCCUCAAGUGAAACAGUAAACGAGGUUAUUGAUUGGACAUCUUUUCGGAAAGAUCCUGGUUGGACUCCCGAUUUGUUCCGGGCCUUCGACCGCUUGACUUCCUCGUGUCCAGGGUACAUGGGCAAAUCGCAGAUGUUCGAGUUCGUUAAGGAAAUUCACAAACUGUUCCAGCCUCAGGUGUCGGAAAUGCGCAGAGGCCGCGACCGUCUGCGGGGCAGAAAGCAGGAACAGAAGGGAGGGAUCACUCAACUUGGAGGCGUUUCCAGAGAAGUAGCCAUGCGUCAGCUUGGCGCAGAAGACGAUGCCGCAGGCGCCAUCCUUCCUGCCGAAGUCACUGUCGACACAGCUGACGAAACCAUGCGCAUGGUUUCCUUCGAGAUGUUUCACAAAGUCGCGACGAAACUCGGCUUGUCCGUGAGUCACCGGCACUCCCGCAUUUUGUGGAUCAUUUUAUCGCUCGACUCCUACGAAGAAAUUCAGCAGUUCCUGCCGGAACGCGACGUGAAACUCGGACUCAUCCGAAUUUACUUCCAGCCUCUUGUCGGCGCUGGACGUCCGGCCUCAAACCGAGACGACGUUGCGGAAAUCUGCGGAUACAAGGGCUACGUCACUUUCGUGCUCUUCAGACGCAUUUUACGACAACUCGGCGUCGUCAUCUCCGACAAGUCCGCAAGAAUCCUCUGGGAUGACCUACCGAAAGAUCCUCUCGACAUCACAGAUUUCCUGCCUUCUUCGCUUUUAAGCGAGACUUGUCCGACGAAGUACCUCCGCAUCGAAAUGGACAAACUCGGAAUGGAUCCUAUGAAGGGCCGCGUCGCCAGUAUCGAAGUCAUCCAAAAGAGACUCCCCCGCAUGCUGAUGACGGGUUUGUGGCCAGAGGCGAUUCGUGUGUUGCUGAAACUGUCCUUGCAACUGGACGUCUCGGAGAGUCACAUCACGACGGUGCUGGCGGCGAUGGAUCGCCGCGCAAAUCGUUACGGACUGAUUCGUCCGGAGGAAGUCGGAGCCAUUCUGUCGAACCUCUCAGUCGAGGGCAUGACCUUCUCCAUGUUGCGCGACGUGAUUCAAAAGAUGCGCGUCUUGAUGCCCGAGCAAGAUAUCAAACGCAUGUUUGACCUUAUGGACAUCAACCAGGAUCUCACGCUGUCUCUAGGAGAGCUUCUCAGCGGCUUCGAGGUGCUCUUUGGUCGCCUGAUGCCCGCCCUCGUCCUCAAACAAGUCGGCCUGUCCAACGAGCGCAUGCUCCUCAUUCUCUCCUGCACAACUCUCGGUCUCCUUGCCUUCUUCGGAUUCCUCGGUCUCGCCUUCUCCAGCUUCGAGAGCUUGAAGAGCGGCAUCAGCACAGCGGUCCAGUCUUUGCUGGCAGUGCUCGGAGCCGUCGGACUGCAGUCGAGUGCAAGUCAAGAAAUGGAGCAGGUUCAAGAGAGAAUGAAGGCGCACAUCGAGGCGAUCAUGGGAGACCAGCUCUCGAAGGCCAAAGAACAAGUAGAGGAACUCCAGGAAUACAUCAAACCUGAACCGCCUUCCAAAGAGGGGAAACCAUCAAAGCUGCGCUACUUUGUGCCCCGGAAGUUCCGCCCCGACCUCGAGGAUCCAAGGCCUUGCGUCACUUUCUCUCCUGGCUCCUACGUCCGUCUGGAUCCGACUGUGUCGGGUCGGAUUGACCGCGACAAACUGCGGUGGACAAUCACACCCCGCAUUCCAAAAAAGACUGGACUCACCUUCAAUCCGAGAACAGGUAUUAUUGAGGGAACUAUUCCGAUUCAUGAAGAGCAUGCAGGUUCCUUCCAAGUGUCUAGCCUGGGCGAGAAGCGCGCUUUCAGACCGUCGGCUUCUCUAAAUGAGUACCCCGACAACGAUGGAGCGAACGACGACAAAGGCAUGCAUCAUUACCAUAUGGCUCGACUGGGGACUCACCAUGAGUCCUUUUCAGAGAAGGUGUUUCGGCUGUCUCGAAAAACCUACACUGUCGUCGUCCGAAACUCGGCCGGAUAUGCCCGAACCCGCGUUACUUUCCAGAUCCAGCAUAGAAGCAUCAUCGGGCGCCAACAGCAGAAGAAGGAACCGGCAAAAGAAGGAGGGCCUGAUUCGCGGAAGGAUCUGAGGAAGCGGCAGACUGUCCGUCUUGCCGACAUGGAUAUGUAGAAAGGACCGAAAAUGCAAAACAUAAAAGAGAGAUUGGGCGGCUCUUUUGUUUCGCCAAGGUUCGAUUUCCGACGAGAUGUGGGACUGCUGUACCGUCGGCGGGUUCGUGAGCUUUGCGGGCGCAGUCAAACGUAUCGCAGUCUCGUGGAGGAUCGAAAGAAAACGCUAACAAGAACUCCUCUCAGUUUUUCUUCUCGCCUCCAACGUGCAAUGUGUGAAGAGGAACGAAGCUGAGACGCAUGAUAUUUGCUUGCUUCUGGCCCGCGGCAGAUGCGUCGUGGAGUGGCGGGACAUGAUUCUAGAGACGCUUUCACUUGUCGGCUGAACCCGGAUGCAGGAGAAACGUGACAGAUAUUUCUUUUCUUCCGAUUCUGAAAUACAGUUUUAUCCGUUAAACAUAUAGAUGCAUGUGAACGCGAUGAAGAUGUAGUCGUACCUCUGUGCGUGAGUGAACAACUCCACAUAUGUAUGUUCGAAGGUGGGCAUAUGCCUCAAACCAUGUAUAUGUUCUGUAUCAAUAAAUACAAGUCAAGUUACCAGCUCAAAUCAAGUACGGGGUCGAGAAGGUGGUGUCGAUUCCGAGACCUCAGUGCGGGUGUUGGAUGCGACGGAACCUCUUGGUAGAUUGGGGUGAAAACUAUUUGAGACAGCUUUGUCAUGCGUCCGAAAAUAGAGAAAGCAGGACGAAGGUGUUUUCACGUAUCAGGCUUCCGGGAAAACUUUCCACUCCAUCUUUUCUACGUUUUUUCGAACCCUCAAGAACAAAUCUUCUUUUGAAGCUUCCUACGA